Messenger RNA from Malania oleifera, 1857 nucleotides. Its product is annotated as zinc finger BED domain-containing protein RICESLEEPER 2-like. Lineage: Eukaryota; Viridiplantae; Streptophyta; Magnoliopsida; Santalales; Ximeniaceae. The coding region runs from base 1 to 1857 and encodes 618 amino acids. The record is from RefSeq and is a predicted model, not a curated record. Gene Ontology annotation, molecular function: DNA binding; protein dimerization activity. The transcript is spliced from 3 exons.
AUGGAUACCAUAAACUUGGAUUUUGAUGAUGAGUGUAAUAUUACUCCAUCUUCAGAUAAAUCUGAAAAGAACAGUUCUUCUAUCAAUGAUGGCACUAGCAAAAAGAGACAACGUAGAAAGACAUCAACUGCUUGGGAUGAAUUCUAUUUGUUACCUAUAGAUGUUGAUGGAAAACAGAAGGCAAAAUGUAAAAAAUGUGGGGUUGAAUAUGUUGCUAAUGCUUCAAACCAUGGGACGGCAAAUUUGAGAUGCCACAUUAAUAGUUGUCCAUUACGUGAUAACUAUGAUGUGAAGCAGAUGCAUAUGGAUUAUGGAACCAAACUUCAUGCGAAAAAAAUUGAACAAGAUGUUUAUUGUGAGAAGAUGGCAAUUGCCAUAAUAAAACAUUGCUAUCCUUUUUCAUGGGUUGAGCAUGAAGAAAAUCGAGAUGUGCAUAAAUAUCUUAAUCCUGAUGUUAAACCAAUUACUAGGAACACUACUAAAGCUGAUGUAUUGAAAAUACAUAAAAGGGAGAAGGAGAAACUUAAACUUACACUACAGACUGCUUUUCGUAAAGUGUGUUUGACUUCUGAUUGUUGGUCUUCUCCUACGACUGAAGGAUAUUUAUGCAUUACAGCUCAUUUUGUGGAUGAAAAUUGGGUAUUGCAUAGUAAGAUUACUAACUUUUCUCACAUGCCACCCCCACAUUCAGGAGUUGCUUUGUCAGAAAAAACAUUUAAUGUAUUGAAGGAAUGGGGUAUUGAUAGGAAGAUAUUUUCCAUCACAUUGGAUAAUGCAAUUGCUAAUGAUAGUAUGCAAGAUAUUCUUUCAAGUCAAUUGUCUUUGCAAGCACCUUUAGUAAGUGGCGAUGAAUAUUUUCAUGUAAGGUGUUGUGCUCAUAUUUUGAAUCUUAUUGUUCAAGAAGGCUUAAAAGUGAUUGAACGUGUUGUGUAUAACAUUAGAGAAAGUGUCAAGUACAUUAAGGGUUCAGAAGGCAGAAAACCUAAGUUUGAAGAGUGCAUUAAACAAGUUGGUAUACUUGCUUCAAUCAGUUUGCGCUUGAAUGUACCAACUAGGUGGAAUUCAACUUUCAUGAUGAUAGAAAGUGCACUUAUAUAUCGACGGGCUUUAAUUCAUUAUGCUUUACUUGAUGCAAAUUAUAAGUAUUGUCCGUCAAAUGAAGAGUGGAAUAGAGUUGAGGUCAUUUGCAAUUUCUGGAAACCAUUUUACGACAUGACAAAACUCUUCUUGGGUUCGGAUUAUCCUACAUCUAAUUUGUAUUUUUCAAAUAUAUGGAAAAUUCAAUUGCAUUUACUUGAAACAAUGGAAAAUCCGAACUGCAUUGUUAAUGGUAUGGCUGCAAAAAUGAAAGAGAAGUUCGAAAAAUAUUGGAAGUGUUAUAGUGUCGUUUUGGCAUUUGCUAUUGUUCUUGAUCCUCGUUACAAGCUUCAAUUUGUCGAAUUUUGUUACUCAAAGAUUGAUUCAUCCACUUCUCGACAAAAAUUAAAUCUCCUUCGUCAGAAGUUGUACUCUCUAUUCCAAGAUUAUGCAAACAAAUCAAAAUCUUCUUUGGAAUCUACUGCUCCAUCUACCGGGGGUACUGGUGAAAAAUCUCAAUUAGAUUUAUAUUUGGAAGAGCCCAGGCUAAAUCGUGUGGAACAUGUUGAAAUGGAUAUAUUGCGGUAUUGGAAAGAUAAUCGAUUUCGAUAUCCUGAUUUAUCUCUUAUGGCGCGUGAUGUACUUACUAUACCUAUCACAAGCGUUGCAUCAGAAUCCGCAUUCAGCAUUGGAGCCCAGGUUCUUAACAAAUAUCGAAGAUCACUUUUGCCGGAAAAUGCAGGAGCAUUAAUAACAACUCGAAAUUGUGGAUCCAAGUGA